CGAACACCAACGAAGACAACCUCCCCUCUUCUUCCCUUCCUCCCUCCCUCCUCCCCUUCACGCCUAAUGUUGCUGUACCUCCAACCCUCCCCUCGUAUCAGAGGAGUAGAAACAACAAGCCGCCAUUUUGUUUGUGAGGACAGACCGUCAGAAACAGGAGGAGAUAACCGAGAGAAGGACCAAAUCUGGCCCCCUACGACAGUCGCUCCGGGAACCGCCGGGGGAAGAAAGAGUGGUGAAAUCCUGUCCGUGUUAUCAAGAAAGCCAAAGCAUCACCAAAAAGAUAAGACGUCAGUGGAGGGAAAACCGAGUCGGUGAUAUAUAUGUAUACAUGAGAAGGAAAUACUCCGAAAAAUCCAAGGAAGGGGGUGUUUUGCGGAGCGGAGACGGAGAGGAGAGGCGGAAGGGAGCUAUAUAUUAUCAUAACGAGGAAAAACCUGCGAAAAAGGGGAAAACACCAACAUGAAAAAUCAUUAUGUGUCCGUCGCGGAGGAAGGAAAGAGCCCGCAUAGACAAUUAUAUAAAUAAAUUGCUGCCGGGCAGAAGGGAGAGGUGGAAAGAAAGACGGGUUUAAAGAGAAGGGGAAAAUUGCCAGGAUCAACACGAAGGGGGGUAUUCUCCAUCACAAAGAGUCAAUGAGAGGAUUUUGUCAGCCCAAAAUAAUUUAGGGGGGUGUCAACAUCAUUGUGCCGAUCUGAAGCUUUCCGCUUCCGAAAUAGCCAUAAUUUCUUAACGAUCCACCGUCAAAUUUGGUCACAUUUUCGCCGGUCGCCCUAGCUGUGCUCCUGUUUUUUGUGAAGAUCUUUCUGUUUCUCUUCGCUUGCACGGCAAAGACAGCCUAUAAGCAGUGAUUGACAGGUGUAUUUUUUUGGGAUAUUUAUCAUUCUUUUCAUUAUCUGAGAUUUCAAGAGUUUUUAAACCAAGCGAAAACCGGAGGAAGAACCUCUUCUGGAGCACAAGAUAACUAACCCCACAGAUCGUCCUCUGCAAAAUAAAACUAAUUGGAUCAAUCUGACUGCCCGCUGAUUGCCAAUUAGCGCUGUGAUUGGCCUCAAGAACUUUACUGUCAAAGAAAUAAAGUCUGCAUCCGAAUCUGUUGCACAAAAACUGUGAUUUUUGACAAGAUUUUCUAUUUUCAACCUCUGCCAACCCUGCUGACUGCAAGACGCAUAAUCGCGCAAAAGGGUUGCAACAACCAAAUGUGCAAUACGAGUCUGUUCUUUCUGACCCAGUGCCUUGCAUGGCCAUACACUAAGUGCACAAUUUAGUCUGCUUGCACAUGCAAAAGAGAACUCGUGCAUGGAAAUAGACAACCGCAAUAGAUUUUCUUUUUAUCUGAGUUACUGCAAGUGUGGGACUCCGGUGUUUUCACCUCUCUGCAGAACUAUUACUCCAUCUAUUCAGUUACUGUUAAGCCAAUGCACAUUGUUUCUCAGUAUUGCACUUGAGACUGCCACUUACGCUUUAACUGUAUUUUUAAAGCUACUGCUGGUGGUCUCCACACUGGCUUACUGCCUUUUUGAUUAGCAAACAUAAAGGAAUCGGUGGCAUUGAGAGCAGGGGGAUGUCUGGUAAGGUGAGAGAAACGGUAAACGCAACCGAGGAUCUCAUAACUGUUGCAUGAGAUAUUGGCCUUCAGAAGUUAACACAGGACUACCACUGGCUUGCGUUUUUGGAUCACAAUUACCAUUUUUCUACCCACACCGAGGUUCUCCACCGGCGCGUUUCAGACUUUAAAUACAGGAUUUCUCCGCUGACUAUGGCGGGCAGGACUGAGUGCAUCACGGACGACGGAUCUUGGGACAGUUUUUGUGUCGCAGAAGAGGCUACAUGAGGUUGUCAGAGGGCCGUACGCUUGCCCUUUUUGCCGACUCCACCUUCCCACCUCCUCCUCUUCAAAUCUGUGAAGAAACAAAAUCUCCAACAGGGGAGGGGGACUGAUAUCUGCAGAGAGGAAUAAACCGAGAGGGAGAACUGUGAGGGAAGGAGUUCAGCAUUGCUGUCUUCUCCCCUACCGUCCCCCAAGCGGUGGGGGAACGAUCAGAAGUAUUUCUUUAAGGAAUAAGGAGACGCAAAUAGGGGAAAUACGUCUGCCCUCCUCGGAUCUACAGCAUUAUUUUAAUUCGUCAAAAAUAUGGCCGAUAAUGUCCUGGAGUCCGGCCCGCCUUCAGCCAAGAGGCCCAAGCUGUCCUCUCCAGCUCUCUCGGUGUCUGCCAGUGAUGGGAAUGAUUUUGGUUCACUCUUUGACCUGGAGCAUGACCUCCCAGACGAGCUCAUCAGUUCCUCAGACCUGGGGUUGACCAACGGAGGGGAUGCCAGCCAACUCCAUACCAGUCUUGGAGGGGUCGUAGGAGGGAUUGGUGUGGGAGGAGGCCAGGAUGCGGCUGCAAAACACAAACAGCUGUCUGAACUCUUGCGCGCUGGAGCACCAGCACAGCAGGGUGGUCCUACUUCCAACAGCCCCGCACCUGGGGCUUCCAUGGGGAUGAUGGGGGGUGUCAGUGUUUCCCCUGGUGGACCUCAAGGCAUUCCCCCCCAGGGGCAGCAGCAGCAACCUGGAUUAAUGCAACAGGUUGGGAUGGUCGGAGGGGUUGCAGCUCUUAAUCGGGCAUCUGCCAUGAUGGGUGCCCAGAAGGGCAACACUGGACAGCAACAGCAAGGGCUGAUGGGGGGGCAGGUGAUGAAUGGGUCAACCAGAAUGGGUUACCCUGGCAGUGCAGGCAUGGGUAACAAUAGUAACUUGUUGGCAGAAACGCUACAGCAGCAGCAGGGCGGCCAGCCAAUGGUCCCGGGGGGUCAAACAGGGAUGAGACCACAGCAACCCGGCACACUGAACAAGAUGAAUAUGAUGGCCAAUGCGGGCCCCUAUGGCGGUCCGUAUGGCCAGUCUGCUGGCCAGGGGCUGCCUGGAGCAGGGCUGGGCUCACAGCUCCAGAAUAAGGCAGGCCUGCCCAACAGUAUGGCCGCACAGUUCAACAUGGACAAGAAGGCGCCACCGGGUCAAGGCAUGCCUGGGAUGGCCUCUCAGCAGCAGCCACCUGGAGCGGUUGGCGGUGUAUCUGUCGGUGCUGCAGUGGGAGGCGCCCAGGUUGGGCUCAAUGCCGUAGGGGCAGGUCCCGGCACAGCGCCCCCUACUGCAGACCCUGAGAAGCGGAAGUUAAUUCAACAGCAGCUGGUCCUCUUGCUCCAUGCACACAAGUGCCAGCGGAGGGAGCAGGCCAAUGGCGAAGUGCGGCAGUGCAAUCUGCCCCACUGCCGCACCAUGAAGAAUGUGCUCAACCACAUGACUCAUUGCCAAGCUGGCAAGUCCUGCCAGGUGGCACACUGUGCCUCAUCCAGACAGAUCAUCUCUCAUUGGAAGAACUGCACACGACAUGACUGUCCUGUAUGCUUGCCACUGAAAAACGCUGGAGACAAGAGGAACCAGCAGUCUCUUGUCAACAGUGCAGGGGUGGGUUUGGUGAACUCUUUAGGUUCAGGUGUGCCAGGUGGACAGUCCAACACUUCAAAUCUGAACCCUCCCAACCAGAUUGACCCCAGCUCCAUAGAGAGGGCCUACGCUGCACUAGGCCUCACUUACCAGGGCAACCAGAUGCCACAGCAGCAACCACAGGCCAACAUGCCAAACCAGGGGCUGCAGGGGCAGCCUGGGAUGAGGACUCUAAACACCAUGGGAGGAAAUUCUAUGGGUGUGAAUGGUGGAGUGGGAGUGCAGCCCCCCAACCAACAGUCCACCCUACUACCAGAUGCCAUGUUGCACAACAACAUGAAUGCACAGAGUUUGAUGAAUGACGGUGUGGGGAACCUGGGCUCCAUGCCCACAGCAACUCCUCCUUCUGCUGCAGGCAUAAGGAAGUCUUGGCAUGAAGACAUUACACAGGAUCUCCGCAACCACCUUGUCCACAAACUCGUGCAGGCCAUCUUCCCCACUCCUGACCCAGCUGCACUGAAGGAUCGGCGGAUGGAGAAUCUGGUGGCUUACGCUAGAAAAGUAGAGGGGGACAUGUACGAGUCAGCCAACAGUAGGGCGGAGUACUACCAUCUGCUGGCAGAAAAGAUCUACAAGAUCCAAAAGGAGCUGGAGGAAAAGAGGAGGACACGGCUCCAGAAGCAGGGCAUGAUGCCUGGCCAACCUGGAUUACCUUCCUCAGGCCUCCCCCAGGGGCCUCCCAGCAUGGGACAGCCGCCCAUGGCCCCGGGGCAACCCCCAAAUGGUUCUCACGCCGAUCCGUCCAUGGUCCGGCCAGCUGGACCCAAUCAGAUGGUCAACAGGAUGCAGAACCCAGCAGGAAUAAACCAGUUUGGUCAGAUGGGGAUGCAAUCAAUGGGUCAGAGAUCGACACCUCCUCUUCCUCUUAAUGCUCCAAUGAACCAGAUGGGUAUGGGAGCAACAAGAAUGGGGCAACCCAAUGCCACCCAGUUACAGAACCAGUACCUUCCCGCAAGCCAGUUUCCUGGGUCCAGUCCUGGACUUGGUUCUGGUCCUGUUGGCAUGAACCAGCAAGGGUCCCAGACUGCAGUACCACCGCAGAACCAGAUGUCAACGCCGCCUUCCCUCCCAGCCAGCAGCCCUGCAGCACAGUCCGCGUCUUCUACUCCUGGCUCCGGAGCCCCUGGAGGCUCCAUGGGGUCCAGUAGUGCCAGUGGUGCUGGGCCUCUACCCAGCCUACCUCCAUCCUCCACCACCACCCAGCCCAACUCCUACCCUCACUGCCCAUCCAUCCGAACCAACUCCCCAUCACCAGCACGCAGCUUAACGCCUCAACCCCAUCAAACGCCCCCCACGCUACCUGGUUCUCAGACCCCACAGCCACAGACCCCAAGCACACCCCAGCUGCCCCCCCCACAGCACCCCCAGCAGCAACAACAACCACAACAACAGCAACCGAUGGCUGCUGCUGUGAAGCAGCAGCCAUCGGGGCUAAACUCUGAGAAGGCCAGUCAGCUUCCACAGCAGCCGCUUGGGGGUGUGGCGUCCUCAGGCCCCCAAGCAGGUCAGGCUUCUUCAGUGCCUAACCAGAAUGCUCAUGUGCCACUGCAGCUGCCCCAGACCCCACUGUCUGUGAAGCCUUCUCUGACAGCAGAUGGUCAGGUAUCUUCUCCGGCCUCAGUCAACAGCAGUAUUGAUCCCAGCUCCCAGCUUGCACCAGCAGAUGGCCCUGCUCCCAGCCAGGAAGAGGUUAAAAUGGAGGUGAAGAAGCAGGAAGAGGAUGACGAAGGGGCGGAAUCACAAAGAGAAGGCAAGGGAAAGAUGGGCAAGGGUCAGCCUGACAUAAAGAUGGAGGAGAAACCAGAGAUAAAGAAAGAGAAGCCUUUGGGAGAUGGCUUUAAAGGCGAGCCCAUGGAUACAUCUUCGUCAUCAGUAUCAUCAUCAAUAGCAACAGGUGAAGACAAGAAGCCAGAGGUGAAGAAAGAGCCCAAACAGGAAGAGGACGGGUCAGGGUCAACAGUCAGUAACAGCUCCCCAGCCAGCACUCAGAGCAAGAAGAAAAUCUUUAAGCCGGAGGAGCUGCGUCAGGCUCUGAUGCCCACCCUGGAAGCUUUGUACCGGCAGGACCCUGAGUCCCUUCCCUUCCGUCAGCCGGUGGACCCCCAGUUACUGGGAAUACCCGUACGUAUUCGAACUAGUAACAAAACUAACCUGGACUACUUUGACAUUGUGAAGAACCCCAUGGACUUGUCGACCAUCAAGCGGAAGCUGGACACAGGACAGUAUCAAGAGCCGUGGCAAUAUGUCGAAGAUAUCUGGCUGAUGUUCAACAACGCCUGGCUGUACAACCGCAAGACAUCCCGCGUCUACAAGUACUGCUCCAAGCUGGCAGAGGUGUUUGAGUCGGAGAUCGACCCUGUCAUGCAGGGCCUGGGAUACUGUUGUGGGAGGAAGUUUGAGUUCUCCCCUCAAACUCUAUGCUGCUAUGGAAAACAAUUGUGCACCAUCCAACGUGACGCUGCCUACUUUAGCUACCAGAACAGUUCACCAAAAUAUGGGCUUCUUGCUGACAGGUACCACUUCUGUGAGAAGUGUUUCAACGAAAUCCAGGGCGAGAAUGUUUCCCUGGGUGACGACCCCUCCCAGCCUCAGGCGUCCAUCAACAAAGACCAGUUCCAACGAAAGAAGAAUGACACACUUGAUCCUGAGUUGCUUGUGGAAUGUAUUGACUGCGGUCGUAAAAUGCACCAGAUCUGUGUCCUGCAUAAUGAAACCAUAUGGCCCUCAGGCUUUGUGUGCGACAACUGCCUCAAAAAGGCAAAUAAGUCGCGGAAAGAGAACAAAUAUGCAGCCAAAAGGCUUCCCCAGACCAAGUUGGGGAGCUAUUUGGAGACGCGAGUGAAUGACUACCUCAAGCGGCAGAGCCACCCCGAAUCUGGCGAGGUCACCAUCCGAGUGGUCCAUGUCUCAGACAAGGUGGUUGAGGUCAAGCCAGGCAUGAAGUCCAGGUUUGUGGACAGUGGAGAGAUGGCUGAGUCCUUCCCAUACAGAAUGAAAGCCUUGUUUGCGUUUGAGGAUGUAGACGGAGCAGAUGUGUGUUUUUUUGGCAUGCACGUUCAAGAGUACGGCUCGGACUGCCCGCCUCCCAAUCAGAGGCGAGUGUACAUCUCUUACCUGGACAGCGUGCAUUUCUUCAAACCUCGACACCUCAGGACUACUGUCUACCAUGAGAUCCUGAUAGGCUACCUGGAGUAUGUCAAGAGGCAGGGGUUUACAACAGGUCAUAUCUGGGCCUGUCCACCCAGUGAAGGGGACGAUUAUAUCUUCCACUGUCAUCCAGCGGACCAGAAGAUCCCCAAGCCAAAACGCCUGCAGGAGUGGUACAAGAAGAUGCUCGACAAGGCUGUUGCUGAGCGAAUUGUCCAUGAUUACAAGGACAUCUUCAAGCAGGCAACAGAGGACCGGCUGACCAGUGCCAAGGAGCUGCCAUACUUUGAGGGAGACUUCUGGCCCAAUGUACUGGAGGAGAGUAUCAAGGAGCUAGAGCAGGAGGAGGAGGAGAGGAAGAGGGAGGAGAACAGUACUUCCAAUGAGAGCACGGAUGCCACGAAAGGAGACAGCAAGAAUGCCAAAAAGAAGAACAAUAAAAAGACGAGCAAGAACAAGAGUAGCUUGAGCCGAGCCAAUAAGAAGAAACCCGGGAUGCCCAAUGUUUCCAAUGACCUUUCUCAGAAACUCUAUGCCACCAUGGAGAAACAUAAGGAGGUCUUCUUUGUCAUUCGCCUCAUUGCCGGCCCCACUGCCAACUCCCUGCCCCCCAUCACUGAUCUGGACCCCUUGAUGGCCUGUGACCUUAUGGAUGGCCGUGAUGCCUUCUUGACUCUGGCCAGGGACAAGCACUUGGAGUUCAGCUCUCUCAGGAGAUCCAAGUGGAGCUCCAUGUGUAUGUUGGUGGAGCUGCACAACCAGAGCCAGGACCGCUUUGUCUACACCUGUAAUGAGUGUAAACACCAUGUGGAGACCCGCUUCCACUGCACUGUCUGUGAGGACUAUGACUUGUGCAUCACCUGCUACAACACCAAAGGUCAUGAGCACAAGAUGGAUAAACUGGGGCUUGGGCUGGAUGACGACAGCAACAACCAGUCAGCAGCAGCUAUCCAGAGCCCCGCAGACUCCCGUCGCCUAAGCAUUCAGCGGUGCAUCCAGUCACUGGUCCAUGCAUGCCAGUGCCGCAAUGCCAACUGCUCCCUGCCAUCCUGCCAGAAGAUGAAGCGUGUUGUUCAGCACACAAAAGGUUGCAAGCGCAAGACGAAUGGUGGCUGCCCCAUCUGCAAGCAGCUCAUUGCUCUAUGUUGCUACCAUGCCAAACUCUGUCAGGAGAACAAAUGUCCCGUUCCAUUCUGUCUGAACAUCAAGCAAAAGCUGCGGCAGCAGCAGCUGCAGCACAGGCUCCAGCAGGCUCAAAUGUUAAGGAGAAGAAUGGCCAGCAUGCAGAGGGUGGGGCAGCCGGCUGGAGGGCCUGGGGUAGGACUUCCAUCACCAGGGAACAAUGGUACUACAGCACCCAGUACCCCAACGUCUGGUGGAACCCAACCCCCAACUCCCCAGACCCCAACUCAGAGCAUGCCUCCAGUCCCACAGCAGGGAAUGGGCCCAGGACCUGGAGUCCAGCAGCAGCAACAGCAGCCAGGUGGGAUGCCCUCACAAGGUGGCAUGCCUCCUCAGCACACCCUUCACCACCAGUUUCAGCAGAUGGCAGGUGGAGGUGGUGGGGCUGGCGGGAUAGUGAGUUCUCCCCAACAUCAGCAGCAGAUGCUUCCUCAGGUCCAGCAGCAGCAGCAAAGUGGAGCAGGGACCAACCCUCAACAGCUCCAACAGCACCCCAACAAUUUGCCUCCAUAUGCCAGCAGACCCCUGGGCUCCUCUCCAGUCCACCAGUCCCAGGGCAAACCAGUCCUUGGCUCUGCAACACCUCCCCAGCAGCAUCCUGGUGGAACUGUCAUGGCUGGAAGUGUUGGGGGCCCACAACCUCCUAGCCAGCCCCAGGGCCAGCCUCCCCUUCCACAGCAGCAACAGCAGCCUCCUUCUGGCCCUCCACCGGCAGCAGUAGAAAUUGCCAUGAAGAUCCAACAGCUAGCUGAUGCUCAGAGGAAGAUGGCUCUGCAAAGACAAGCGGCCCAGGCAGCUGCAGGCUUGAUGCCUCCUCACCCACACCAUCAACAGGGGCAAGGUCAACAGAUGGGCAUGGGACACCCGGGGGCAGUAGGGAUGGUUGGACCUCAGGGCAUACCACCACAGACAGCAGUAGUGGCAGCUGCUCGGGCCCACAUGGAUCAACAACAAAGCGCUCCGCCAGGGAUGAUGGUUGGUGCUGGGGGGCCUAUGCAGCAACCCCCUCAGCAGGGUAACCUGCCUCAGGGCCAGCUCCCCGCUCAGGUGCAGCUUCAACAGCAGAGGAUGGGUACACCACUUCAAAACCCUCAACAGCAGCAACAACAGUGGGCAGGCCAGGGGAUGCCACCCCAGCAGAGACAAGCUAUGAUGAACCAAAUGGGCCAUCCAUCCAUGAUGGCAGCUCAACAACAGCAGCAGCAAAUGCAGCAGCAGCAAAUGCAGCAGCAGCAGCAGCAGCAGCAGCAGCAACAGCAGCAGCAGCAGCAGCAACAGCAGCAGCAGCAGCAACAGCAGCAGCAGCAGCAGCAGCAACAGCAGCAGCAGCACCACCACCACCACCACCACCACCACCACCACCAACAAGCUCAGGGCCAUGCUGCCUUGAUAAACAUGGCACAACAGCAGCAGCAGCAAGGUGCUGGGGGCGGGGUCCCUGGAGCUACUGGUGUCCCAGGGGCUGGUGCUGCUGGUGGGAACAUCCCCCAGGCAGCUCUCCAGGACCUUUUAAGGACUCUCCGCUCACCUAGCUCACCACUCCAGCAGCAGCAAGUCCUCAACAUCUUGCGGUCUAAUCCGCAGCUCAUGGCUGCUUUUAUUAAGCAGAGGGCCUCAAAAUACAAGGGGGUGCAGGGGGGCCCUGGUGGACCAGGUGGUGUUCCGGGAGUUCCUGGUCCCACAGGGGGUCCUGUUGGUAAUGUCAUGGCAGGAGGGGGCCCACAGGUGAACGUAAAUACUGCAGGUGCUGGCCAGCCGGGGAUGCACAUGGGGGGUCAGGGAGGGGCGAAUGUCAACAUGGCCACUAUGGCCCAACUACAGCAAGUGCAGCAGCAGCAACAGCUACAGCAGCAGCAGUUACAACAGCAGCAGAGGCCAAUGCUCAGUGGUUUACAGCAGCAGCAAGUGGCAGCUCUCCAGCAGCAACAGCAGCAGCAAGGGGGAGGAAGGGGUAUCCAGGGCCAGGGGCCACAGAUGGGAAAUCUCAACACUACCCAGUUUAGAGAGAUGCUCAUGAGACGGCAUCUCCAGCAGCAGCAGCAGCAGCAGCAGCAGCAGCAACAGCAACAGCAGCAGCAGCAGCAGCAGCAGCAACAACAGCAGCAGCAGCAGCAGCAACAGCAACAACAGCAACAGCAAAUGGGAGUAAAUCAUGGUCAGUUCCAGCAGCCACAGCCACCACAGGGGCAGGUCUACAUGGGACAACCUGGGAUGCAACCUCCCACAGUGGGACAGGGCCCAAAUGGAGGUCCACCUCUUGGCCCACAGCAGCCCGGUGGUCCCCCAAGCCAGCAGGGGCAAGGAUACCCAGGGUCGGUGGCCCAACAGCAGGCUACAGCUGCACUCCAGCAUAGGUUCCAGCACCAGCAUCACCUCCAGAUGCAGCAGCAGAAUGCCAUGGCUGGCCUAGCAGGGGGUGAUGCAGGACCAGGUGGAGGGGGUGUAGGAGGUCCUCAGCAGCCUCAGGGCCCUCAGCCCGCUCAAAGUGGCCCCCCACCUUCAUCUUCUCAGGCCCUGCUCCAACAGACACUCCACCAGAGGCUGCUCCAGCAGCAGCAGCAGCAUCUGGGCCCUGGGGGGUCACCAGCCCAGCACAGCAAUCCCAUGAGUCCUCAGCAGCCACAGCAGAUGGCCCAGUCCCCACACUUGCAGGGUCAGGUGCUGCCCACAUCCUUGGCUAACCAGGUGCGAUCCCCACAGCCCUCUCCCAGACCCCAGUCACAGCCGCCACACUCCAGCCCGUCCCCCCGCAUGCAGCCCCAGCCUUCCCCACAUCACAUCUCCCCCCAAAUGCAGACGGGUUCCCCACACCCGGGCCACCUGAACCAGCACCACCCAGGUAUGGUGGUCCCUCCACAACAACAGCAACAGCCAACAACCCAACAGCAGCAACAGAACUCUAUGGAGCAGUUUGGGUCGGACCAAAGCGGCAUGUUAUCUCAGCUGAGUGGCAUGGCUGGUCUCCACGGGCCGGGGGGCAGUGGUCAGGACGCACUGGGCCAGAAUAUGAGUCACAACCCUUUAGACAUCAUGUAGGAAUUCUACUUAAUGUGUCAAGUUGAGCUGAAACGCUCUGUGAUUCUUCGCACAAACUGCACUCACCCAGGACAGUGUUAUUGUUAUUACUUUGCCUUUCUUUUUUAUACUAUUAUUAAAUGUUAUUUAAAAUGUUUUCAAUAAAGACGCAUUGAACUGAACUUCCUAUGGGAGAUGAACAAUAAAUCAAGCAGUCGUUAAAUAAAUUAGAAUAAAUGAAUUGUAAGUUAUUGCUGUUAAUAUAUUUUUUUGCCAAUUGUGGACAAAGGGGGGGGGGGGUUUCUCUAGCAACCUCCUCACCUCCACCUCUUGCAGAUUAGAAGAAAGGUGAUAUUUUCGGGAGUUUGAGGGUAAAUAGGAGUUCUUGCCUUUUUUAAGAAAUGUUUUUAAGGUUUUAAACAUGGCCAAGAAUUAGAGGAAAUGAUUUAAUGCAGAGAACUUUUUUUAUUGGUUUUGUUUCCCAUCAUUCAUUAUGUCUAUUUCUGUUUUGCAGAGUGAUGUGGAUUAUUAUUAUUAUUAAUGUAAAUCCAAAAAUAAUUCAUAUCCUCCUUGGGUUUGCUUUAUUUAUUGUUUUCUUUUGGUGGGGGGAGGGUUGGGGUGUUAUGUACCCUGAGACUGCUACAAUUCGUAUAGAAAUAUAUUUUUGUUAUCGACUGUUAACAGCGGGGGGGGGUGUUUCAUUUCGCUGUAGAUGUCUUUAGUUGGGUCUGUUGAAAGCGGGAAUAAUUAUAUGUCAGUGUUUUAUUGCAGUGGUUGAGGGUCUGCUGUGAGUUUGAGAUGUUGAACGGACAUAUUGUGACGUCUCGGCCAGCAUCUGUGUUGGACAUCGGUCAUGCUGGAAGGGACUCUUCCCCUUGCAAACAUGCAAGCCCUCUCCCUCGAAUGUGUGUGCACUCCUUCCUUUAAAGACACUUAAUAUGGAGCAGUGGAGGCUGGGGGGAGGGGGGGUGCACAUACCUGUGUGCCUGUAACAUUUUGAAUACAUGGGCUGGGACGUGAAAAAAAUGGGUUGGGUGGGCUCCUUUUAAUGUUUUUAGGAUUUUGCUGUUUGGAGUAAACAGAGGAUUUUGAUCCAAAUGAACUGUGUUGCACAGAAAUGAGGAGAAAAGAGGAGAUGAGCAGCCAGUCUCCGUCUCUUUCUGCCUCGUCCCCUUUGCUGCUUUCCUUGGACUUUAAAUCCCCCCUUCCUCCUCCGCCACUGGGGGAAGUUGAUCUCCCUCCCCUUCCCCCAACUCUGUAUCUUUCUGCUAAGAACUUUGGGAGUUUAAUUUAAUAUUUUUUACUGUACAAAGGAAACAAACUGUGGACGCAAAUACUGUUUUUUAUAA
Xiphias gladius (swordfish) is the source of this 12183-nucleotide messenger RNA. It is a transcript of the gene ep300b, whose product is annotated as E1A binding protein p300 b. Gene Ontology annotation, biological process: positive regulation of transcription by RNA polymerase II. The transcript is spliced from 30 exons. Gene Ontology annotation, cellular component: histone acetyltransferase complex; nucleus; transcription regulator complex. Gene Ontology annotation, molecular function: histone acetyltransferase activity; zinc ion binding; transcription coactivator activity. The record is from RefSeq and is a predicted model, not a curated record. The coding region runs from base 2135 to 10855 and encodes 2906 amino acids. NCBI's taxonomy places the organism in Eukaryota, Metazoa, Chordata, Actinopteri, Istiophoriformes, Xiphiidae.